UCGGCGGUCGAUCAUAUAUCUGUGUGGAAGGCAGAUGCUUUGGGGCACAGCUCCAGGAUCGCCUAGAAACCUUCGCUCAUGAAUUUUUGCAGAUGACCAAACCUGCAUUCUGCUGUGCCCCCUCACAGAUUCAAGCGCAUAGUGAGGCCCGAGUAUACUCUCUGCAACUGUCAUCGCAUUCGAAGUUUGGACAAGAGAGCCAGCGUAGACGCAAAGUAUCCCGCCAACCAAUACGCCAUGAGCCCUCGGUGCACGCGGAGACCGUCGCACAACAUAUACAUAGACCUGCCGCAAUUUCAUGCGACCCCCGUCUAAAGCCUCGUCAUGCGGGAUCGGGACGCCGCCACGGGUUGGGGACGAGGCCGUUUUUCGAAGGAACGCUUCGCUGCCGAGGGCCAAACAACUCAGUUCACGAGAAAACUGCAACACGAUUCCUCCAAUCAGUAAUUCUUCACACCUUGCUUGGCUUCUAAUCCUAUGUUGAUCUGGUGGCGUGUCAGAGAUGCUUCAACUGGGCUAUCUGACUAUGCAGUUCAGAUC
Molecule: messenger RNA, 540 nt
Organism: Didymella exigua CBS 183.55
Lineage: Eukaryota; Fungi; Ascomycota; Dothideomycetes; Pleosporales; Didymellaceae
Exons: 1
Coding region: 93-473 (126 amino acids)
Source: RefSeq, a predicted model, not a curated record